This is a messenger RNA of Drosophila eugracilis, 1095 nucleotides long. RefSeq lists its product as uncharacterized. The record is from RefSeq and is a predicted model, not a curated record. NCBI's taxonomy places the organism in Eukaryota, Metazoa, Arthropoda, Insecta, Diptera, Drosophilidae. The transcript has a single exon. The coding region runs from base 150 to 1061 and encodes 303 amino acids.
AAAAUUAAAUAUUGUUUCUUUUCUUUACCAAUCAAAAUCCAACACUUUCAUCCUUACAUUUUUUAUAUCCAGUUCAAUGUAGUCCGGCUUUUUAAAUUUGUAUAAACAUUUUUAUCAAAAUUAAUAGUUUUACAAACAAGACCAGUAUUAUGAGGCCUUUCGAGCCAGCCCGCAAUAAGCGCCAUGUACCCCUCUCACCAGAACUCAUCCAGGACAUAAUGGCGCACGGAAAUGAGUUCCAAUCAGAAGCCGAUAAUCAUUCAAAGGUUGAAUAUGUGGGCGAUAGUAGGGAGGCUGAACGUGCAGUGGCAUCCACUUCCGCCCAACCCCGUCCUUUGGAGAUCAGGCGAUGCACUGAUGGAUUGGCCGAAGGACCCAUUGUGGUGACUCCAACAGUUCCAGUGAAUCUUUUCGUUAAAUCCAAGCCAGAGCCAGAAAAGAAAGAAACAGUUGCUGAAGAGCCGAAGAUGGAUGUUAAGGAAUCCAUGGUUGAGCUGUGGGCCAGGGAACCGACGGCUAAGAAACUAGCCGAAAGAGUUAGGCUAACCUUUGCCCCAAAUCAAAGAGCAGUUAAGGUAUCGUCUAGCGUAAUUUUAGACAGGCUGGAGACUCGUUUGGAAACUUUGGAUAAAGGAAUCCACGAUUUGCAGUCCUGGGUUCCAAUCCUGAUCAAUCAGAAUAAGAUGCUCAUAGAAAGUAAGUUCCCGGCAGUUAUCCGUUCAAAAUCCACCAUAUCCGCCGAUUCACCCGAAGAGUCGUCCUCUACAGAGCUGGAUCAAAGUAGUAAUCAGAUGGUGAGAGAACUCGAUCACUCCAGUUCUUUCUUGUGUGACAUGAAGAUGCACCUCGUCAAUAUGAUCGUCGUGCCCAGAUCCCGCACAUCGCUGCUUCUUAACCAGCGAAAUAAUUUCGUCUCUCGUUUAAGCGUAUACCGAGAUGAUUGGCGGAAUCAACAUACGGAGGAGGAUUGGGAUCGAGAUAUGAGGGCGGCUGCCUUCCUCAAAUGUACUACGACCACGACUGGGGUCACUUGGCGCUCCAAGAAUGUGCGGCGUCAGUGAAAGUAAAAGAUUUCUAUAUUUGCCUCAAAACGUA